UGGUAUGUGUCCCCCAUGGGGACCCCAGUUGGAAGCACCCUUUGUUCUGAAGAGCCUCUCCCUUCAAAACACUCCUGCCAAAGUCAUAAAAAAAAAAAAAUGUUGGCCAGCUCCUCCCCCACCCGUCCCUCUCUGCGGGCUGCCUUUCAGAGGUGACCUUUUAAAGCAGAGGCCAGCGGAGAGCCGCUGUAAACUAACGUUCUCUUUUCUUAACAAAGAGAAAAGACGGCACGCCAGAAUUUUAGGAGAGUUCCUGGAUAAACGCGAGGACACUGUUUCAAUCCCUGCGAUUAAGACUGGCCACUGGGGAGGCUUAAGGGCUUUCAGCCUAUGUUCUGUUAACAAAUUGUUUCAUUCCUUGGACCAUCUGAAGUACCUACAGGGGAUUAUUUGAAAUGCGCUCUAUAAACCAUGGCAAGAUAAGGCAUGGCAGCCUUCUGCUUUGAUGUAGAGGUGGCUGUGGUUAUGUCACAUUUUUAUUUCAGUUGGUAAUGUUGGCUCUGCGUUUGCUAACAAUGUUUGCCUACCGAGCCACUGUAUCUGAUAGCUAGAGUAUAAAUAUAUGUCUGAGUGAUAAAGUACUAAAAUAAAAUAGAGACCCCACACAUUCGGAGCAAGGAAAUACUCUAAAUAUGGAAGCUCUGUUUUAAAACAACCCAAAUCAGUUUCCAAAAAUGUGCAAACUUUGCCCUGGUUUUAAUAAAUCAACUAAUAUGGAGUUAAAAUUACAGUUGUUUUAAAAAAAAAAUCUAAAUUAAGCCUAUUAACUAGGGUAAACUAUAGCUUAUUUUUGUCCAGUGGUUCAGGUUAUAUUUUCUAAGUUAAGAAAAAAAAUCCCAUAAUGUUUUCAAAGUUGCACAAGAAGGAUGGACAUAAUUUUUUUUUCUUUUGCCUGAUAGGUAAUCUCUACACCAGACAAGUCCAAAUAGAAGGCGAAACCCUGGCUAUUCAGGUUCAAGACACUCCAGGUAUUCAGGUCCACGAGAACAGCUUGAGCGGCAACGAACAGCUGAGUAGGUGCAUUCGCUGGGCCGACGCUGUGGUCAUCGUUUUCUCCAUCACCGACUACAAGAGCUAUGAACUCAUUGGCCAGCUCCACCAGCAGGUCCAGCAGCUCCACCUGGGCACCCGGCUGCCCGUGGUGGUCGUGGCCAACAAAGCUGACCUGCUCCAUGUCAAGCAGGUGGACCCUCAGCUUGGACUGCAGCUGGCCGGCAUGCUGGGCUGCUCCUUCUAUGAAGUGUCGGUCAGCGAAAACUACAACGACGUCUACAACGCUUUCCACGUCCUGUGCAAAGAAGUGAGUCACAAGCAGCCGCCGAGCAGCACGCCCGAGAAGCGAAGAACCUCCCUCAUCCCCAGGCCCAAGUCGCCCAACAUGCAGGACCUGAAGAGGAGGUUCAAGCAAGCCCUUUCUGCCAAAGUGAGGACUGUCACCUCCGUCUGAAGCAGAGGCACGCGGGGUGUGGUCUUCCCAGGAAGAGAGUCUGAGGCUCUUCAGGUGCAGGAACGUUGAAUGCUGGGAGUAAUUCGCGGUUCCAGAAAGGGCCGGAGCAGGGAGGCCCUGAGGGCCUGUGGAACUGGUGCGGAAAAGGAAGCAUUGUUCUGAGCGGGGGACAGAACCGGUGAGGCUGAUGCCCACCAGGCCGCUCUCUGAAUAUGUGAAAUGGACUCCGUCUUGUCCUGUGGAGGGGAAGGGGCAUAAUUGCUUUGGAUUUUGUCCUUAAUGCCUUGUAAAUGAUGCUCAGUGGUAGUUUCACCAAAUAUAUCGAUGUGAUUUACAGUGGGGAUGAAGUAGAUUCAGCUCUCACGGGCUUUCCUUUUUUUCUUCUUCCUUCUCUUUUCCUCCACCCGUAUCCCCCAAGGAAGAAUUGCUUUUCUCUUAAAAGGAGGAUUUGCAUCUCUGGAACCCUAUUCCCUAUAGAAUGCCUUUCUAACUGGAAGGGCACCCAGUUUCUUAGGACAAAGAGGAAAAUAUUCCCCAUCCCCCCCAAAAGGGUGGAGUUUAUGGGCCAAAAUGUGUACCCAGACAUCUCUAAGCGUACAUGGCCUGACACAGGAGGCUGCUUAGUUGAGCCUGUGAUCAGUGGGUGGAGAACAAACUUUUCAGCCCCAAACUUUGAGUGGUGUGAGACUAUAAUUAAAAACAACAACAAAAAAAACUGUUGCAUCAAGUACAGAAAGAGAAUGUGUCCAUUGAAUUUGGUGUGAUUUGUGUAAAUGGCUCAUGGCAAUGAUGUUGGGCUGCUUCCCAGGCCUGGUUGAGUCAUAGCUUAAAUACCAAAACACUAUCUUACAGCGAGUGAACAGAUGCACUUUAAAGCCACCCAAGCUUUGGCUUAAAUUGUAAUUAAUUUAUUUUAUGUACAAUAAAUUUCAUUUUAAAAGAACAGA
Molecule: messenger RNA, 2394 nt
Organism: Myotis lucifugus (little brown bat)
Lineage: Eukaryota; Metazoa; Chordata; Mammalia; Chiroptera; Vespertilionidae
Gene: RASL11B
Product: RAS like family 11 member B
Exons: 2
Coding region: 842-1447 (201 amino acids)
Molecular function (GO): GTP binding; GTPase activity
Source: RefSeq, a predicted model, not a curated record